Molecule: messenger RNA, 2299 nt
Organism: Myxozyma melibiosi
Lineage: Eukaryota; Fungi; Ascomycota; Lipomycetes; Lipomycetales; Lipomycetaceae
Exons: 4
Coding region: 181-2211 (676 amino acids)
Source: RefSeq, a predicted model, not a curated record
GCACUUCUCUAGCAGACACUGAGCAGUGUGUUUCAAUAUGAGUCACAUUCAGUCACACUGAGUCACGUUGCUGCAACAACGUGAUCCAAAAACCAAAACAAAGAAACAAACCGCCGCACUCAUAUUCACCUCACCUCACCUUCCUCACCUCCUCACCUCCUCACCUCACUCACAUCAGCAAUGGCGAAUACACAUAACCUAGUAGCUCUGGACGACAGAAUUGCGUCUUUUAGAGCUCACAGGCUUCCUGGCGCCUCAAAGCGCUCGGCUAUGAAAGCAUGGCCUCAUGCAAAGCCAUCAGUCGCAGACAUGGCGAAAGCUGGGUUUAUAUACACACCUUCUACCGAAGCACAGGAUAACGCAACCUGCUUUCUCUGCCACAAAUCUCUCGAUAUGUGGUCCAAAAACGACGAUCCGCGCGCCGAGCACAUCUCGCACUCCCCCGACUGCGCUUGGGCUAUCGUCUGCUCUGAGCAGUGGAUCGCCGACGAAGAACAUGAUCCCGACUCGGACGAGAUGCUUAGCACUCGGUUGCUGACUUAUGGUGGUCCUACUAAUUCUUGGUGGCCUCAUGAUGGAAAGAGAGGUUGGAUACCUACCAGCGAGGCUAUGAGCCGUGCUGGUUUCUAUUACAGUCCCUCUCGAGAAGGUGACGAUCUAGCUUCUUGCAUGUACUGCGGCAUCGUCCUCGACGGAUGGGAGCCAAAAGAUAGUCCUGUCGAGGAACAUCGCCGACGACAACCAAACUGCUUCUUUUUUGAUCGAUCACAAAAGCCUCAACCCGCCAUCCCAAAACAAAAAUCACGCACCUCUCGCUCCUCGAUCGCAUCCCGCAAGAGAUCGAGCUCGGUCUCGGAGUCAGACUUGGAAGUUGAGAAUAUGAUGCCACGACGGAAAGCAUCCCGCGUAAGCAAGAGGAUCAGCUCGGUAAGUGAGCUUGAUAGCGCGGAUGAGACUAGUGCUCCGGCGCCGAAAAAGAGAGGUGGGCGGAAUACUCGGAAAUCUUCAGUCGCGCAACCUCAAAUCAUCAUUGAGCCAGAACCUAUCGCCCCCGAAGUUAUCAAAGAGGAGACGGCAGAACCUCAGACAAGGGCCACGAAAACCAAAGCACAGGCAAAAGCCGAGAAAUCGACGGCAGCGAAACGAACCCGUGGUCCUCGACCGAUGGCAAAAACAAAGGCGGUCAAAGCACAGAGUCCGCUGAGAUCACCAAGAUCUGAAAUGCCACCGGUGCCUGAUGUGCCUACUGUUUUUGUCGAGACUGUUGAUUCUGAGGUUGAGAUCAAAAGUCCGAGUGUGGUGUCGGACCAGGCCUCGAUGGAGGAUAUUAUCGCUAGUUAUGCGGAGGAUGAUGAGCGGGAAAUAGAAGAGCAGAAGCAGAGGGAGGAGGAACUUGAGCAGCAGAGAUUAGAGCAGCAGCGACUUGAGCAGGAGAGACUCGAGCAGCAGAGACUCGAGCAGCAGAGGGAAGAGAAACUUGAACAGGAGAGACUAGAGCAGCAAAGGCUUGAACAGCAGAGACUCGAGCAACAGAGACUAGAGCAGCAGAGACUUGAACAGCAGAGACUUCAGCAACAGAGACUCGAACAGCAGCGACUCGAACAGCAACAGCAAGAGCAGCGACUCGAACAGCAGAGACUCGAACAGCAACAACAAGAACUACAGCAGCAACGAGAGAGACAGCUAGAAGAAGAGAGAUUGAUUGAGCAGCAGCAGCAGCAGCAACAGCUGGAUACCCCACCUCCAAUCCCGAGAAUGAACUCAAGUCGGAAAGUGACCCCGGUGAAGGUGCGCGAGGACGAACCUGAUACCUGCGAGGAAGAAAGUGCAAAGAAAGUACGAGGACCACGAGAACUACUCAAGAGCAGAAACAACGGUAACGCACAAAGUAGUCCGCAGGUCCUCGGUCGAGCUCUGUCUGUUCGCGAGAACGAGUCAAGUCCGGCGACAAGAAAGGCCGUCUCGGACUGGAAAUCUCGGGGACGGUUGCUAGAAGUUGACACGCAGGCUUCAGAUGCGGAACUCUGGGCAGCAAUUAUGCCUGGCGAUGCAGCAGUUCCUGCUGCAGAGCACAUGGACAAGACUGUGGAGCAGUGGUUGAUGUACCUGGCUGAGACGGGAGAGCAGGUGUUGAUGAGUAAAUGUGAGCAGUUGAUUGCUGCGCUUGAGCGCGAGGGUGAGCGGGCGCUGGGUAGACUACGAGAGUGUUGAUACAUGAUUAUAAUACAGAUAUAAGAAGAAUAUAACAAUAUUAGUAAGAUAUAAUAGUAGUAGAAUAUCAAAUAUGACGACAACUUCA